UUACCAGUAGGAACGACAUAUAAUAAUUCCAACCCAGGAGGGAGUAGGAAGAGAAGCUGUGCAAACAGGCAAAUCUGGAGAAACACUACUUCACUCAUUCCUCGAAGUUAAAUAAACAAACAAAAACUAAAGCCCGCUUGUGUUCCUGUACAUAUGCAGACCCACUGACACACUCCGAGGCAAUCCCGGGAAGGGAUUGGGCGAGACACACGCACAGAUAGAGAGAGAGCAGGUCUUUCCCACCCUAUCAACAGCUGCUGUACUAACAGCACAUUUCUGUUAGAGUGGGAUAUGAAAGCAGGGUAGGAAUAAUGACUGGCCACUUAGACUCUUAGACCACCUCAUAUAUAGAAUCAGCAGUUGACAAUUCCACUUUAUCACACACACACACAUCUUUAUUUUUUCCAUUAACCACCUUGGAUCUUUAAUGGAUUCUAAGCUCCUAAUUGGACCGGUGUUCCCGACACCGGACCCGACUUCCCGUACACCCUGGAAUAUCACCUCCAUCAGCCCUCGCCGGCCCAUGGAGCUUUCAUCGAUGGCUACAACUGGUUCCAUGGUCAGAGACUACCCAUUUCCAACCGUAGAUGUUCCAGACCACGCUCACUACACUAUUGGUGUUGUCAUCCUUGCUGUAGGCAUCACAGGCUUGCUGGGAAACUUCCUGGUCAUAUAUGCUUUUUGCAGGAGCCGAAGCCUGAGGACACCAUCCAACAUUUUCAUUAUUAAUCUGGCAGUCACAGACUUCCUCAUGUGUCUCACGCAGACGCCCAUCUUCUUCAUCAACAGCAUGCACAAACACUGGAUCUUUGGGAAGAAAGGUUGUGAGCUGUACGCCUUCUGUGGAGCUCUCUUCGGUAUCUGCAGUAUGAUUACACUGAUGGUGAUUGCAGUGGACCGGUACGUGGUGAUCACCAGGCCUCUGGCUUCCCUCGGGGUGAUGUCUCGUAAGAAAGCAUUCACCACUGUGGCUGUUGCCUGGCUCUAUUCAGUGGGCUGGAGUCUGCCGCCCUUCUUUGGCUGGAGUGCCUACGUCCCGGAGGGUCUGAUGACGUCUUGUUCCUGGGACUACAUGACGUUCACCCCUUCCGUCCGCUCCUACACCAUGCUGCUCUUCACCUUUGUCUUCUUCAUCCCUCUCUUUGUCAUCAUUUUCUGCUAUUGCUGUAUCUUCAGAGCCAUUCGACACACAACGCGGGCGAUAACAAAGAUCAACUGCGAGGGGACCAGAGACUCUGCAAAGAGGUUCCAUAAAAUGAGGAGCGAAUGGAGGAUGGCUAAAAUUGCACUCAUCGUCAUCCUGCUGUUUGUCAUCUCCUGGGCCCCUUAUUCCUGCACAGCCCUCACUGCAUUUGCUGGGUACGCAGACUUGUUAACUCCUUAUAUGAACUCUGUUCCUGCUGUGAUUGCCAAAGCAUCAGCUAUCCACAACCCCAUCAUAUACGCCAUAACACAUCCUAAAUACAGGUCAGCAAUCAGCAGGUACGUUCCUUACCUCGGGGUAUUGCUGUGUAUGAAGAGCAGAGACCGUUUCAGCAGCAGCAGCUUCCAGUCCAUCCGCCGAUCAACCCUCACCAGCCAGUCAGAGUUCAAAGGCCCCAGCAGGACUCACAACUCUUCCCAGUCUGAGAGUGAAUCAGCCCAGUUCUCAGACACGGAGGAAGACUACUCUUCUCGAACUCCUGUUAGUCGUCACUUGUCCGGUGAUGCCAAACAGGUGCGUCACGCUAGCCAGAGGUCAAAGGUGAGAGGGUAUAACACAGAGUACGAGAGAACCUCUGCUCACAACGCCACUGAUCCAGCAAUAUGUCACCUGUCACCAAUCACUGCUCUGACAGAACCUGAAGGCAUCUCCAUGUCGGACAUCAGUCUGCAGCCAACCAGCAAUCUGCCAGCUUCUCUGGACAAUGUCAUGAGGGAGUCAGGGCCAAGGACUGUGUGCAAGACCACAUCGUCUGUCAUCGUCACCUCCAUAUCCAGCCCGUCAAUAUUGCACAGUCCCCCAGGUUACCAUGGCAACUUCAAAUUGACCAAAAGUCACAGCCCAGUUGCCAAGGAGACCCUUGACAUAGCCAUGCUGGAGACAACAGCUUUACCAUGAACAGCCAGAGAGGAGUGAAAGCGUGUGAAAGUGUGCGUAUGUACGCUUCAGUAUUUCUCCCCAAUUGGGAACUUUUCUUACUAGCAUGCUGUUUGCGGGUUAUGAUAACUGUGGACCCUAGCAUUGUUUUUAUGCAUGCAGUGUACAAGUAUGUGUGCGUGUGUGCCCAGUAAAUUUAUGCAUGUGUUUGCACUCAUUUGGAUUUUUGUCAUUUCUGACAUAUCAUGGUGGCUGGAGAUUGUUUACCUCAACUGUAAGUAAACUAGCCUUAAACACAAAAUGUGAAAGGUGGAGUCGCACUCGGAUCACACCUGACCUUUCUAGACAUGCUUUCCGGUCAUACUUUGUGAGAUUUGCUAUAAACGGAGAUGUUCUUUCUGAAUUAUUUCAAUUUCAAAGUGAAAUGUGAAUAUUCUUUAUCUUUACAUACAGAAGUCGAAUGGCUACUGAUGUCAUCAGUUUAUUCUGCGGUGUUACAACUGAAAGUUUUAAAAAAUGUUGAGAUUUUAUUUUGUGCAUAGUGUUUAUGUUAAUGCAUAGCUACCGAAAAGUGUCAGAAUCCUACUUUUGAAUUAAGAACUUAUUCAUGCAAAUGAAAAGCAUGUUUUCAAACCAAUCUGCUUCUACAAUAAAAUAGAAUCAGAGUUCUUGUUUUUCUUUUACAGUGUUUGCCGAUUAAAGAAUGUACUCUAAAUGAUGUAUCUAGUAUAAAUAAUGGACCAGACAUUUUGUAUAUUAAAACUGAUUAAAAUGACUGCUGAUUAUGUGGAAAAAGUGGGCGCACUACUGAUCUCACACGUUACCUAUUUAAGUCACGUUAAAAUUGUAGUGUUCAGCUCCUGCUCCAUCUGUACCCACACAUUGUUUGCUGAAAAGCUCUACGUGUUGAAACCUGCUGAAAUUUCAGAAUGACAGAAACAAAGUACAAAACUUUAAUGAAAAGUGUAAAAAAAGAUAUACAACGGUCCUCCACAGUUAGGAAUUCACCUAUGAAGAUGAAAGCAUUUUUUGUGACUAAUCAAAAUCGAAAACCUCGUCCACACCCACCAAUAUUCCACUUCAAGGUUAUCCCCCUUGAGCACCAAUGGAUGGCUUUGAGCACUUCUGCUAUUUUUAGAUUGCUCUAUGCAAUUUUUGUAUGCCCACACUAACUAGUUAACCACUUCUAUUGUUCAAAUUAAAUUUCACUUUGAACAACACAAGUUCACAAAAAGCCAAAUCUGCUGAGUUAGGCCUCACGCCGAGAAACUGGCUAACAACUGUUUGGCAACCAAUGGAAGAGCAAAAUAAGUAACCUGGCAAGUACUUGCCAGGUUAGAGAAUACCUACCUACUUUUCAACCAGUUAAGUGAAACUGGUUGAACAGAGAUAUAUGGUACUGCAAGAAAACCUCCUAGGAACUGCUAGCCGUUUUAAGUCAAAGAUGUAACUUUUGAAACAUGUUGAUUUCAACAGUAAGGCACAGCUUUAACUUUGAAGAUGAACAUUCUUUCUCGUUUGCAUUAUAAGGUUCACUGCCACAUGGUUGUUAGUUAGCAGGUGUUUGCAGGCAAAUCAGCGCAAAGCAGCAACAAGGAGGUUUUUUUCAAGCAAAACCCUCUUAACAAUUUAUUUCACCUAACAAUUGCUAGCAACCACAAAGUUAUUGGGGUAGUACAACCAAGUCUGAAAAGUUGAAUGUGGCUUGUAGUGUAAAGUGCUUUGAGUAGUUAGUGAAACUUAAAAAGCACUAUUUAAAUGCCAACCUUCUCGACAUGAUAGCUAGUUUAGUUUUGCACAGAAUUUGAGGUCUGCUGUCUCGAGGCCGUCAAAAUUUGAUUUCUGGGGACAGAAUGUAGCAGGAGUGCUGGAACCCAUCUGAUUGCACACAAGGACAUGGCCUUAGAAGGAUUAAAUUAGAAACCGAUUAAUUAAAAAACAAAUUAAAAUGCACCUGCUGGAUUUGUACCACUGAUUCCAUCUUUAUCUGACUUAACAUUAAAAAACAAGUAACAAAACUUUUAUUUGACAUGUUUCUAGACUUGGCAAUCAGACACACAUAUACACACAUGUAACAGGACAGAAGAGAAGAGUAACUUUGUCAUUGAUUUUUCCAUUCAUGGUGACAUCAAGCAAUACAGAUCAUACUCAGCAGGUCACAAAUGGGUUACAACAGAACAGCAGGUCACCCAACAACACAGUAUGAGCGUGUUUGCAUGUGUACUGGAUGUCCUAGUGUAUUUUGCAUCACCCCAGAUGCCAUAAUUUAACAUAUAGAUGUAUAGGUGACAGUUUGUGAAAUCAUUUUUUCCCCUAAACAUGUUUAGUUCACUUUAGUUUAGUACCGUUAUCUCAUAAUCAGCUUGAACAAAUACAACACUGUUUGUCCACCUCCAUACGUGUCCAGUUCCUUUUGAGAGUCCUCAGGUUGCUGCAUCAUUGACUAUGAUUGUAAAAACCUUUUUCUUCAUGCCUCAGCAUAAAAUCUAACUCUUGAUGUCAUUUCUGUCAAAUAAUGUAUUGCGGAUUCAAAUCUUAGCUAAAAAUGCAAGACUUUUUAAAAUCUGUUUUCAUUAUUGCUCAUUUGUCUUGUAGUAUCUGUUAAUGAAUGUAUAAAAAAAAUACAUAUUUGAAAUAUUAUGACAUGAAAAAUGUAAAUAUUAUAAAUAUGUUGACUUUAAAAUCUGCUUUGAUGAAGUGAAGGUAAAUUUGUUUUCUUUGUAUAAAAUGUUUUGUGUUGUUUUUAUUUAUUUUUCUAAAUAAAAGAUAUCGCUAAAUUCUGGAAGGUUGGUUUUGUGAUC
Messenger RNA from Haplochromis burtoni (Burton's mouthbrooder), 4881 nucleotides. Its product is annotated as melanopsin-A. Gene Ontology annotation, cellular component: membrane. The transcript is spliced from 11 exons. The coding region runs from base 428 to 2101 and encodes 557 amino acids. Gene Ontology annotation, biological process: G protein-coupled receptor signaling pathway; visual perception. The record is from RefSeq and is a predicted model, not a curated record. NCBI's taxonomy places the organism in Eukaryota, Metazoa, Chordata, Actinopteri, Cichliformes, Cichlidae. Gene Ontology annotation, molecular function: G protein-coupled receptor activity.